CUGGGGCUGGGAAGCAGGCCAGGCCUAGCAGAGACUGGCCAGGGACUGGCAGGCAGGAGCUGGGUGGUGCCAGGGAGAACCUACACAGUGCCAGGUGGUGCCUUGGGCUCCUGGCUGAGCUGGUGAUUCUGAUAACCUUCUGCCUGUGAACACGCCUGCCCCUCACCCAUCCUGUGUCCAGGCAUUGGUAUCGGGGAGGGGGCACAGGGCCAGUCAGACCUGCGGGACUUUGGCUCCAUCUCUACAGAAGGGCACUCUGUGAGUCAGCCUGCUCCCCUCAAGGCUUGCUCCUCCCCCACAAGCUCCUAUUUCCGAUGCACGUACAGCCCGUACACACCAUGUCCCGGGACACCCCAGUCAGCCGCAUGGCUUCCCUGGGUCCCAGCCCCUGGGCCCCUUGGUCGAGCCCAGCCCCUACUGUGCAGCUGUUGCUGUUCCUGCUGUUCCUAGUGUCCACUCAUCCCCAGGUCCUGUCUGGGAUGCAGGGGGAGGCCUCCCCGGGAGAAAGUUCAUCUGGGGAGGAUGAUCUGGGCGUGGAGGAUCUGCCCAGUGAAGAGGAUGCACGUGGAGAGGCAGAUACACCUGAAGUUAACUCUAAAGCCAGAAAGGAGGAUUCCCUCAAGUUAGAGGACUUACCCACUGUGGAGGCUCCUGAGGACAGUCAAGGUCACCACAGAGAUGAAAAAGGGGGUGGCCACAGUCUUUGGAGCUAUGGAGGCACCCGACUCUGGCCCCAGGUUUCCCCAGCCUGUGCUGGCCGCUUUCAGUCCCCUGUAGAUAUCCGCCCGGAGCUCACCUCAUUCUGCCACACUCUGCAGCCCCUGGAACUUGUAGGCUACGAGCUCCAGCCUCAUCCAGAACUGAGCCUGUGCAACAAUGGCCACACGGUACAGCUGACUCUGCCACCGGGUCUGAAGAUGGCUCUGGGACCAGGGCAGGAAUACCGGGCCCUGCAGCUGCAUCUCCACUGGGGAACUUCAGAUCACCCAGGCUCAGAGCAUACUGUCAAUGGCCACCGGUUCCCUGCUGAGAUCCAUGUGGUUCACCUCAGUACUGCUUUCUCAGAACUCCAUGAAGCCUUGGGUCGCCCAGGAGGCCUGGCAGUUUUGGCUGCCUUUCUGCAGGAGAGCCCAGAAGAAAACAGUGCCUAUGAGCAAUUGCUGUCACAUUUGGAUGAAAUCGCCGAGGAAGGCUCAAAGAUAGAGAUCCCAGGCCUGGAUGUAUCCGCACUGCUGCCCUCGGACCUCAGCCGUUACUACCGAUAUGAAGGGUCUCUGACCACACCUCCCUGCAGCCAGGGGGUCAUCUGGACUGUGUUCAACCAGACAGUGAAGCUGAGCGCUAAGCAGCUCCAUACUCUCUCUGUUUCUCUGUGGGGAUCUCGUGAUUCCCGGCUACAACUGAAUUUCCGAGCCACACAACCUUUGAAUGGGCGCAUGAUUGAGGCUUCUUUCCCUGCUGGAGUGGACAGCAGCCCCGAGCCAGCCCACGUGAAUUCCUGUCUCGGUGCUGGUGACAUCCUAGCCUUGGUGUUUGGCCUGCUCUUUGCUGCCACCAGCGCUGCAUUCCUCAUACAGAUGAGGAGGCUGCACAGACACGGAGGUGGGACCAAAGAUAGAGUUGGCUACAGCCCGGCAGAAAUGGCAGAAACUGGAGCCUAAUGAGGAGAAGCCAGCUAAAGGAAUCGGAAACCUUGUCCU
Acomys russatus (golden spiny mouse) is the source of this 1700-nucleotide messenger RNA. RefSeq names its product carbonic anhydrase 9 (gene Ca9). The coding region runs from base 315 to 1661 and encodes 448 amino acids. Gene Ontology annotation, cellular component: plasma membrane. Gene Ontology annotation, molecular function: carbonate dehydratase activity; zinc ion binding. The transcript has 11 exons. The record is from RefSeq and is a predicted model, not a curated record. NCBI's taxonomy places the organism in Eukaryota, Metazoa, Chordata, Mammalia, Rodentia, Muridae.